Messenger RNA from Oxyura jamaicensis (ruddy duck), 3130 nucleotides. RefSeq names its product mesothelin (gene MSLN). The coding region runs from base 46 to 2667 and encodes 873 amino acids. NCBI's taxonomy places the organism in Eukaryota, Metazoa, Chordata, Aves, Anseriformes, Anatidae. The record is from RefSeq and is a predicted model, not a curated record. The transcript is spliced from 23 exons. Gene Ontology annotation, biological process: cell-matrix adhesion. Gene Ontology annotation, cellular component: cell surface.
CUAAGAACUCAGCAACCAGCAGCUGGAAGGUGAUUCCUUGUGUGCAUGGGCACUUUAAAGACCUCUGCAGAAAUGCUGCCCUUGUUCCCACGGCUUGGCUUCCUCCUUUUGGUUGGUUGGCUGGCGGCUGAUACAGCUUCUGCUGAGACAUACCUGUGCUCCAGCUCCCCUGUCAAUGAAACUGCCGUGUGUGCUUCGGUGAGAAGUCUCCCAGAAAGAUUUGUUUGCUACCUGAGCCCCUCCGCAGUGAGCAACCUGAGCAGAGACGAUGCUUUAAGCUUGGCCCACAGGAUCACUAAGAACUGCCCGUUGAACGUGACACACAGAGGAAUAAAUAGAGAGCGAGCUCCCUCCUUCCUGACAACAGAGGAACUGCAGGUUGCAUCUACUUUGGUGAGCAAGUUUGACCAUUUCACUCCUGCAAUCCUGCAUGAAUUGGGACAGGUUGCUGUUGGGCUGUCCGUAUCCGACAUCGAAAAUAAAAUAAGUGAUGAAGACCUCGACGCAUCUCUUCCUGCCCUGGGUGAAGUUCGUGGCUGGAAUGCUGACCAGUCCAGUGCUAUUAUCAAUAAACUGCUCCGCUCUGGCUAUCAGAUUUCAGAUGGACAGAGCCUGGCAAAGCUAGGGAGCUUGGUGGCUGGCCUCAGCAGCAGCACGCUUCAAAGUCUCCCUCCAGAAGUGAUCUUGGAAGCCAUUAAGUUGCCUGAGUUUGUCCAGCAGUUGGUGACCCUGCCCUCUGCUCUGAAAAGGACAUUUGUGGAAAUGAUUUCUUCCAGUGUAAGCCACCCUGCUGAGUUGGUUAAACGUGUCCCUGACGCUCUGGCUAGUUACAUCCCAAAAUCAUUGCUUGUUUUUGAGGAUGAGAAGCCCAGUAUUGAAGAUCUCAACAGAAAAAUGUGGACCCGAGAACAGGCUGCCAUGUUUUUCAGUGAUGUGAUAAAGAGAGAGCCUGACUUCAGCAGGCUUUCCCAGUCAGUUCUCCAAGGCUACACAUGCACAGCUGGCAAUGAAAUAGGAACAGAAAGAGUUCAGCAGCUGGCCAAAGCCAUGAAGAAGAAGAACGUCCAGCUAGGAGAAGACCAGCUGAGUUGCUUAGUGAAGAUGGUGACGCUGCAUGGGAUUCCCAAGGAUUUAGAUAGCUAUCCUAAAGACCUGUUGCUAUUUUUAAGUCCUUCAGACUACGCAGCAACAGGAAGCUGUAGGCAGUACUUUGCUAGUGUUGGGAAAGCCAAUCUUGAUCUUCUGCAAAGAGAGUCAUCUGAGCGACAACAGCUGCUCUUGGAAGCUCUAGCAUGUCUGAAAAUUUCUGGAACACAAGUGAACGAGGAAAAUGCAGAGAUUCUGGGUCAUCUGGUCUGUGACCUGGGUGAAGAAUACAUUAGAGGUUCUGGUGGGAGUUUGCUGGAGCAGUUAAGCCAGUGUGAAUCUUUCCUGCCUGAUCAAGAAGAGGCUAUUAAGAGUGUGAUCAGCAGUGGUAACACUACAUUUGGGCCUCCUUCAGCAUGGUCAGCUUCUACCUUGAAUGAGCUCAGUGGGUUGAUUCCUGUAUUUGAUCACAGCAUCUUGCAGAAGAUCCCCAAGAAUGCUUUAACUCUUUGGCUGAAAAACUUUGCGCACGAUUCGCCUUUGUCAAGGGAACAGCUGGCCACCAUUGUUGAAGAACUCCUGCCUUCUAGGCACAAGCGUGCUAGUGGUUGCCCAGAUGACAAGAAGAUAACAGAGACAGUUCUUAACGAUGACAUGAUGCCUAUUCUGUAUACACCUGAAGAGUUACGUGCUUGCCUGAAGAAUGUCUCUCUGGAGAAUCACCUCUCUCAGCUCCUGACCUAUGCCUUCAGUAACGAGCAACUGGCUGUGCUGAAGGAGAAUCUGGAUCAGACAUACCCUGAUGGGUAUCCUGACAGUCUACUCUCCAAACUGGGCCUCUUCAUUAAUUCUUCCACCUUGGAGGAAAUUAAAAAAUGGAGGAUAACUUCACCUAACACUCUGGCUUUCUUGCUAGAACGUCUGCCCAAAGAUAAACAGGCUACUACACUGAUUGAGCGUUAUGUUGCCUUGGGAAAUCCCUUGGACGCCACUGCACUGAAAGCAAUUGAUAGAAAACACUUGUGCUUUCUAAAUGCAACCUUGCUGAAUAUGAUAGACUCCAACAGCUUGAAACUGGUUUCUCUGAAUGUUUCAUCCUGUUCCCAGCUUACGAAAGACAUCUUAUAUGCUAAAGCAAAACGUGCUUUCUCAGACCAGCACUAUUUAUCUUCUUACUAUACGCACAUUGAACCAUAUUUAGGUGGUGCUCCUGGUGUGGAUCUCAGAGCCCUAAGCAAGGACAACGUGAACAUGAAAGUUGAUACUCUGGCAAAGUUAAGAAGAGACUCUUUGAUGAGCCUGACGCCUGCUGAAGUUAAGGGCUUGCUGGGGACAAAUCUUAGAGAUCUGGUGAAAUGGCAGAACAAGGCUCCCAUCCAGGAGUGGGUCCGAACACGGAAACAAGCAGAACUGGAUAAACUGAACAUUGGGCUCACUGGGGGAACACAAGAAGGCUACAUGAUCGUUGUCACACCUCAAUUUCAGCCACCAUCCUCAUCGGCUCUGGGCACUGUGGCUGUGGCAGCCCACCUCUUGCCUGCUCUGCUUCUCAGUUUCCUGAUGACGAUGGCCUUGUCUUGAAAAUCUUCCCUCGGCAGGCAGCACGAUGAGAGGGACCAGCCUGUGACCUGCUCUGAGGCAGGCCGGGGGGAUAAAGGGGGACUCAGUGUUAGCAGGCAACUGCUACGUAGCCCGGUGUUCAUUGCUAGGUACUUUUCUCUUUCAAAUCAAUAGAAAAAAAAAAAAUGGUGUUCUAUCUGAAGGGAAGAUUUCAGACUCUUCAGAGCAGGAUCUUUUUUUCCUUUUGUACAGACCAAGCCCAGGUAAUACCCAGCCAUAUUACUGCAACAAAACCAAUACCAAUAUUUUAUUGUGCAACCCUAGUGGGUGUAAGGGUGAGCGAAUCAGCUGUUCUGCAUGUUAAUGAUUACAUUUCUCAAAGAGCUUGAUCUCUUGACACUGCCAGGACCUCUGAGUGGGAGUAAAGUUUUCCGGCUGGUUGUAAAGAAAUGGUGGAACUAAGUAAAAAAUGCCAGAAGCAAAA